AUGAAUGAUUCCAUUCACUGUGUUGGCAUAGAUUUUGGAAAUAUGAAUACAAUAGUUGCAGUUAACACUAAUGGAAAUAUCAAAAUCUGCGUAGACCCUUCAUCUACAAGGACAUUACCAACUUUGGUAUCGUACGGUGAGGAAAGACGCUUUUUUGGAGAUGAAGCUCGACGGAACCAACUCGUAAACAUCAAUUCAUCAAUUACAUGUCUCAAAAAAUUGAUUGGAUUAAAAUAUAAAUCAUCGGACCGAGAAAGAAUAGCUUCUCAUGUUCAGUUUUCUAUGAUUGAAUUAGAAAAUGAAUACACUGGCACUGUAAUUAAAAAUAUUGCUAAUCAAUACAUUUUUACACCAGAACAAUGCAUUGCAUCAUUUUUAAAGUAUUUAAUUAAAAUUGCUACAGAGAUUGACUCAAAAGUAAACAAAUUAUAUUUAUCAGUUGAUCCAGGUUUUUCAAAUAUUCAAAGAAUUGGACUUUUGAAUGCAGCAAAAAUAGCUGGAAUAGAUUGUGAACUUGUCACAUCAACAGUUGCUGCAGGAGCAGCAUAUAUACACUCUCAUACAGAUAAAAUAGAACAAGCUCCUUAUCAAUCAAAGACAAUUUGUGUAGUUGAUAUUGGUGAUUCUUCAUUAAAGGCUAGUAUCCUCAAAUUGUCUCAAAAUUCCAUUGAAGUUAUUGCUCAUCGACAAAAAAAUGACAUCAGUGGCAACAAAAUUACUGAACUUCUAACUGAGUACCUACUCAACAUUAUGUCACAGGAAUACUCCAUCGAUCCUAGAGACAAACACUCGUCCAUGCUUCAAUUUCUCAAGUCUGUUGAAAAAGCCAAGAAAAUCCUCUCAGUAAACACUUCUGUCCAAUUUGAAUACCAGUAUGGUGAUAAAUACAUCAAUUUCCCCAUUAAUAGAGAAGAUUUUGAAGACCUAAUCAAAAAAUAUGCAGUAAAAUGUGCAUCACUUGUCAAAAAACUUAUCGAAACCAGUCGUGUCCAGCCAACUUUCAUAGAACUCAUCGGAGGAACAUCUAGAAUUCCGUUAUUCCGCAAAAAAAUCGAAGAAAUCGGAAUUGAGGUUGUUUCAAACAUCAAUGUUGAUGAAUGUGUAGCCAUUGGAUGUGCUAUGAAACCUUUUUUGCAAAUUAGAGACAAAUUAUAUCAUUCAAUCAAAAUAGAAUCAGGAGGUAUAAAGAUAUUUGAUGCUACUGAGAAAAUUCCGACAGAAAAAAGGACUUGCAACAUUCAAAAUGCAAUUUUCUCAUGUAAAGUAAAAGUUGAGUCAAAUGGCAGCGAUUACAAGGUUUAUGUUGACUCAAAUGGAGUUUUCAGAGUAGAUUAUGACAUCAAUUACGUAAAAGUUACAAUUCCAAACGAUUUUUCACAAAAUCAAAUCGAUAGAUUCAGAGAAAUCGAACAAUACUUGGAAAAACGCGACAAAGAUGCUGUUGAAAGCGAUGAAUCCAAGAAUAAGCUUGAGUCAACGAUAUAUGAAGCGGAGAGAUUAUUAAAAGGUGAAGGAUUAACGGAAAAAGCAUUCCAAAAACUAGAUCAGAGGGCUAAAGAGUGCAGAAAAUGGUUUGACGAUAAUGAAAACGUCAGACAUUCGAAUGAUAAGUACAAUUACAGAAUUGAAAAAUUAUCUUCAUCAAUGUCGAAGGCAAAACAUAGUUUAAACCUCAAGAAUGAAGUUAAACAAAAACUGAAUACACAUAAUUUGACUAUUUUCAGGCUGCAGCAAGAAAUCAGCAAAGAUCGGCCGAGAAAAGACGAUGGAUUGAAGAAAAAGCUGCUGGAAAUGCUUGAGAAAUGCAAUGACUUGAUUACAAUUGCACAGAAACUGUUUCAGUACCCAGAUAUGCUGAAUGAAGUUGGCAAAAUCUAUGAAAAACUGGAGGACUGCAUUAACCAGACUUACAACAUGAAGACUGAACUGCUCAAAAAGCCUUUGUUGGUGAGCAUGAGUAGAAACCCAAGAUAA
Molecule: messenger RNA, 1974 nt
Organism: Trichomonas vaginalis G3
Lineage: Eukaryota; Parabasalia; Trichomonadida; Trichomonadidae
Product: ATP binding
Exons: 1
Coding region: 1-1974 (657 amino acids)
Biological process (GO): protein folding
Cellular component (GO): cytosol; nucleus
Molecular function (GO): ATP-dependent protein folding chaperone; ATP binding
Source: RefSeq, a predicted model, not a curated record